Molecule: messenger RNA, 1269 nt
Organism: Fonsecaea nubica
Lineage: Eukaryota; Fungi; Ascomycota; Eurotiomycetes; Chaetothyriales; Herpotrichiellaceae
Exons: 2
Coding region: 1-1269 (422 amino acids)
Cellular component (GO): mitochondrion
Molecular function (GO): alcohol dehydrogenase (NAD+) activity; metal ion binding
Source: RefSeq, a predicted model, not a curated record
AUGGCAGCUUCGAGUAUCCGGUUCGGGCCCGGGUGCACCGCCGAAGUGGGCAUGGACGUCAAGAACCUGGGGUCGAAGCGCGUCUGCGUCGUCACGGACACUAACAUCCAAGACCUGCAUGCCAUGCAGCAGGUGCACCAGUCGUUGGACCGAGAGGCUUUGAGCUAUACGGUGUUUAACAAGGUGGUUGUGGAGCCGAAAGAACAUUCGAUUCUCGAAGCCAUCCAGUUCUCGAGAAAGUGCCAGCCUGAUGCUUUCAUCGCUGUCGGUGGUGGAAGUGUCAUCGACACGGCCAAGAUGAUGAAUCUCUACACCUGCUACCCCGAGGCAGAGCUUCUCGACUUCGUCAACGCACCUCUCGGCCGUGGACUCCCCGUGUCUCGGAAGCUUCUGCCACUGAUCGCGAUACCAACGACGGCGGGCACAGGGUCGGAAACAACGGGCACCGCCAUCUUUGAUCUGACCUCACACCGAGCAAAGACUGGUGUAGCUUCUCGUGCUCUCAAACCGACCUUUGGUAUUUGUGACCCAUUAAAUACGAGGACGAUGCCUUCAGCAGUCCACGCUGCGUCUGGGCUCGACGUCCUUUGCCACUCCUUGGAGUCUUGGACCGCAAUCCCCUAUAACCAACGGACCCCACGCCCGUUGAAUCCUAUCCUUCGGCCGGCGUAUCAGGGCGCAAACCCCAUCUCAGACGUCUUCUCGUUCCAAGCCCUGAAAGACACGAUCAAAUACCUUCCGCGGGCAGUAAAAGACCCCGAAGAUAGCGACGCGCAAAAUAAGAUGUUGCUUGCGGCUACUCUGGCCGGUGUCGGGUUUGGGAAUGCAGGCGUCCAUCUGUGCCACGGCAUGAGCUAUCCCAUCUCGAGUCAAAACCCUGGGUAUAGGCACAAGGGCUAUAUUGUCGACAAGCCAUUGAUCCCUCACGGAGUCAGUGUCGCAGUCACUUCCCCCAGUGUAUUCAAGUUCACAGCUGCGUCAAACCCGGAGCGACAUCUUGCUGCCGCCGAGGCGUUUGGCGUGGACAUCAGCACCGCGAAAAAGGAGAGCGCUGGGGAAAUCCUCGGCGAGGCUCUGGCAAAUUUUCUGGCCAAGCUGGGGGAUCAACCGAGAGGUCUGAGAGAUCUCGGCUUCAGCAGAGAGAACAUCCCAGGCCUCGUGGAGGGGACGCUGCCGCAGAAACGGGUAUUGAACCUCGCCCCCAACCUCGAAGAAGAUAUGGAGCCCCAGAGAGAGCAAUUGGAGCGACUGUUCGAAGCGAGCUUGUAG